AUGUCCGUUCCAGACAGGCCGGUGAUUCUUUUCCACUACCCGGGAUCUCCCUACAGCAAAAAGGUCCUUUGGUACCUUGCUCUACGAGGCAUUCCCUAUUCGCAAUGUAUCCAACCCCACAUCCUCCCCAGGCCAGACCUUCUUAAUCUGGGCAUUCAAUAUCGACGCAUCCCCGUCCUUUCAAUCGGCCGGGAUGUCCACCUCGACUCACGCCUAAUCCUCCAGAAACUAGAGGACUUCGCACCGGAGAAACCCCGUCUAGCAGCAGAAAGCCAAAGUCCCGAGCACCGCCUCAUCGAACGUCUCUUCGACUCCCUCUCCACAGACGGCGGGCUAUUCAGGCACGUCGCCUGUAUCUUACUAGCCAGCUCACCGAUCCUUAAUGACCCGAGAUUCGUGCAAGACCGCACCGAGUUCUCGGGGGAGCUCGCGCCUCUGGCUGAUAUCGAAAUGGCGUGGCCUCUUGUUUGGCUCUUCUCUGCGCCGGGAGCUCUUCCAGAGGACCAGGUCUCCGCGAGGGUUUUCCCGAAGGUUUAUGCUUGGGUUGAGAGGCUUGAUGCUGCUGCUAAUGCGGCGGGGAAUGCUCUGCCAAAACCACAGACGUUGUCUGGAGAGCAGGCGGCUGGUAUUAUUUCUCAGUCGGCCUUCGAGGGAGGCGUUUACCGGGUGCAGGAAAAUGAUGAGGUUGUGCGAUCCCAGGCAUUGGAGGAGGAGCAGCUGGUGAAAGUUUGGCCGUUCGAUUCCGGUUCUGCGCAUAAGACUGCUGGUCGGUUGAUUGGACUUAACGACGAUGAAGUCAUUGUUGAGACCUUGGAGACCGAAACUUUGAUUUACACACAAGUCGAGGAUAUUUAG
Penicillium argentinense is the source of this 855-nucleotide messenger RNA. Its product is annotated as glutathione S-transferase. The record is from RefSeq and is a predicted model, not a curated record. Bases 1 to 855 code for a protein of 284 amino acids. NCBI's taxonomy places the organism in Eukaryota, Fungi, Ascomycota, Eurotiomycetes, Eurotiales, Aspergillaceae. The transcript is spliced from 4 exons.